Molecule: messenger RNA, 555 nt
Organism: Trypanosoma brucei brucei TREU927
Lineage: Eukaryota; Euglenozoa; Kinetoplastea; Trypanosomatida; Trypanosomatidae
Exons: 1
Coding region: 1-555 (184 amino acids)
Biological process (GO): cilium assembly
Cellular component (GO): MKS complex
Source: RefSeq, a predicted model, not a curated record
AUGGCAGAGCUUCAUGUUAUUGGAGAUUUAGCGUUCGGUGAAGACUUUGGUGGGAAGUCUUAUUUUUGUGCUUUUGAGAUUGUUACUGGUGAGCACUGGAGGGUAGUAGAGGGUCACACAAGUGGCUGCACGCACAUCAUGGAGAGCGAUUCAUGUGGAGGCAUUGCGUGGUGCUUCCCCAUUGAUGUUCAUUACACAAUGGGCAGUGUUGAAGGUUGGCCAAAGAUUUCAAUGCAAGUGUGGUCUGUAGACGGCUAUGGAAGGAAGGAUCUGGCGGGUUAUGGUGUCGCGUUUGUGCCACCACCUGGUGGUGAGGAGCAGGAGGUAAAUGUAGAGACCUGGAAACCGUGCUUUUGGAACCCGAAUUUCUUCAUUCGAUUGUAUGAGAACUUAAGGGAGGCGGUAAUGGGUGGUGGACCGGUGCUCUGCGACAAAACGAUGAUUCAUACUAACGAUGAAAGGUUCAAAUUACGGACAAUAAGCAGUGGGUCUGUACGCCUUCACCUUAACGUUGUCGCGCGCGGUAUGGAGCGAUUAGGAGUCCGUUGUGCUUGA